AUGGAAAUAAGUCCUGACCAUUAUUAUGAAGGAAAAGAUGGUAUUCCAGUAUUCAAACCUACUUAUGAGCAAUUCAAGGACUUUAAAGCAUUUAUAAUGGCAGUCCGACCUUAUGGCAUGAACUCGGGAAUUGUGAAAGUAAUUCCUCCAAAAGAAUGGACUGAUACACUUCCAAAAGAUCUUUCGGUACAAUUGGAAAAAAUCGUAAUUGAUAAUCCGAUUAAACAAGAAUUUACGAAGGUCGAUGGUAAAUGUAGAGUCAAAAACAUGGAUACAAAUUCGAAAUUUUCUGUAAAAAAAUGGGCAUUGUUAUGUAGCCAACCCGAUCAUGCCACUCCUAUUUACGAAUCUCAAUUUUUACCAACAAAACCGAUCAAAAAGACCGGUAAAAAGAGAAAAAUUUCUUCGGAGUUAGAGGAAGGCUCUCAGUCAUCAUUAAAAUCAAAACUUCCCUACGCUAAUAAAUUUACAAGAACGGAUAAUAUUCAUAAUAUUACAUCUAGACCACACCUCGAACAUAAGUAUUGGAAAAAUUUAGCCUACUUUCCUCCAUAUUAUGGAGCAGACUUGGAUGGUUCUCUUUUCACUGAUGCAACCACUACUUGGAAUAUAAAUAAAAUCGACAACCUCUUGAACCUAAUGGACCCAAUUCCUGGUGUAAACAAAGCGUAUCUUUAUUUUGGAAUGUGGAAGGCCUCUUUUGCUUGGCAUGUCGAGGAUAAGGAUCUCUAUUCGAUCAACUAUAUCCAUUUCGGCGCUCCAAAGUUUUGGUAUGCUAUCUCCCCUCAAAAAGCAUCUACAUUUGAGCAAAAAAUGAAAGGAUGGUUCCCCGGGUAUUACCAUGAGUGUUCGGAAUUUUUACGCCAUAAAGAAUUCAUGGCAUCACCUGAACAACUUAGGAACGGUAUUAUGCCAUUCGGAAAAAUGGUUCAAAGAGAAGGAGAAUUUAUAAUUACUUUUCCUCGUGGAUAUCAUGCUGGUUUUAAUAUGGGAUUUAACUGUGCCGAAAGUGUAAAUUUUGCCUUUGAAGAUUGGAUUGAAAUGGGUGUAAAAGCAAAAUCGUGUGAAUGUAAUCCUGAUAGUGUCACUAUUGAUGUGAAAGGUAUU
This is a messenger RNA of Rhizophagus irregularis DAOM 181602=DAOM 197198, 1107 nucleotides long. Lineage: Eukaryota; Fungi; Glomeromycota; Glomeromycetes; Glomerales; Glomeraceae. The record is from RefSeq and is a predicted model, not a curated record.